UCUUCUUCCCUCAUCUUUAUCUUCGCAAAGAAGCAAACGGCAAUUCCAACGUUUGCAGUGAAAACAGAGCACGCCAUUAGGGCUCGAUAUAAGACACAGUUCCAUUACUCCGGAGACCAGAAGCAGCGAAAAUGGCGAUCUUCCUCUCUUUCCUCUGGCUCUUUCUCCUUACCCUUUUACCGUUUACCCUUUUCAAGAAGAUCAGACACUUCGGAACGAAGCUUCCUCCCGGCCCUCCGAAGCUUCCGAUCAUCGGAAACUUGCAUCAGAUCGGAGAAACGGAGUUGCCCCACAGAACUCUUGCCAAUCUCUCCGAGAAAUACGGACCGGUGAUGCUUCUCCGAUUAGGGUUCGAACCAUUGGUCGUGAUCUCGUCGAGUGAAGGAGCUGAACAAGUGCUCAAGACCCAUGACGCGGACUGUUGCACACGACCAAAGCUGUUCGGGACACGGAAGCUCUCUCAUAACUAUCGGGAUAUCGGUGUCACUCCGUACGGGGAAGGAUGGAGAGAGAGGCGGAAACUGGCGGUUCGCGAGGUUUUCAGCGUGAGAAAGGUGCAGUCCUUCAGGUGCAUCAGAGAGGAAGAGUGUAACUUGUUGGUCAAGGAACUGACCGAAUCAGCUUCGAGGCAAUCUCCUGUGAACUUGAGCAAAACCCUUUUCUGGUACACGGCCGGCAUCAUAUUCAAGGCUGCCUUUGGGCAGGAUUUCCACCAGAGCAAGAUCAUCGACAAGGACAGGAUGGAGCAACUCAUCUUCGAGGCGGAGACAGUUUUCGCCAGUUUGAGUUUCUCUGAUUUCUUCCCCGCCGGUGUCGGAUGGGCCAUCGACUGGCUGAGAGGGCAACAUAAGAGAAUGGACGAGGUUUUCGUCGAGAUGAACACUUUUUUCCAGAAACUGAUUGAUGAGCAUCUGAACCCAGAACGAACACCGCGAGACCAGAGAGACAUCAUUGAUGUGAUGCUGACGAUGAUUCAAAACCAGCGCAAAGACGAGUCUUCCACAUUCACUGUGGAUAACAUCAAGGCUAUACUCGUGAACUUAUUCCUCGCCGGAAUAGACACGAGUGCGAUCACCAUGAUAUGGGCGAUGACAGAGCUCGUGAGAAAGCCGACUCUCAUGAAGAAAGUACAAGACGAGAUCCGAGGUUGUAUUGGCAAGAAGGAAAGUAUCAGCGAAGAAGAUGCGGAUAAAGUUCAGUACUUGAAGCUUGUACUCAAAGAGACCCUAAGGCUGCACCCACCAGCUCCGCUAUUGCUUCCAAGAGAAACAAUGUCUCCGAUCAAGAUUCAAGGCUACGACAUACCCGCAAAGACGCGCCUCCAGAUCAACGUUUGGGCGAUAGCCCGGGAUCCGAAACACUGGAAAAACCCUAAUGAGUUCAUCCCGGAGAGGUUUAUAGACAGCUCUGUGGAUUUCAGGGGACAGCACUUCGAGUUCUUACCGUUUGGAUCUGGUCGGAGGAUGUGUCCUGGUAUGAACCUGGGCAUGUCUGCUGUCGAAUUGGGAUUACUGAACUUGCUUUAUUUCUUUGAUUGGAAACUGCCUGAAGGAACGACGGAGAAGGACAUAGAUGUUGAAGAAGCUGGCACUCUUACCAUUGUCAAGAAAGUGCCUCUCCAACUUGUUCCUGUUCUACACCAUUGAUGUCCAAAAAAACCAGUUUGAGUUUUUUUUUUCUUCUGUUGUUGGUAUGAAUAGUUGGAUGUGUCUUGUAACUUAGUAAAUCAUCACACUUUCAAAUAAAAUGAAUUUUGUUGGUGAACU
Molecule: messenger RNA, 1766 nt
Organism: Tarenaya hassleriana
Lineage: Eukaryota; Viridiplantae; Streptophyta; Magnoliopsida; Brassicales; Cleomaceae
Product: cytochrome P450 71B20-like
Exons: 2
Coding region: 132-1646 (504 amino acids)
Molecular function (GO): iron ion binding; heme binding; monooxygenase activity
Source: RefSeq, a predicted model, not a curated record